CCGUGAGCAGUUUCGCAGGUAAACUUUACAAUCCAGAAAUACCCGGAACCACAGUAGCUACCCAAGUCGUACUUUGGUAAUUGUGUGCUCUUUACAUGUUGCUGCUGAUGGCAGGUGGCAAGACACAGUCACUGAUGUAGAACAAGUUAGCACGCUAGUUAGCUGGCUCAGUUAGCUCCCAUAUAUCUCGCACUUCGCAAUCUUGUUUAUUUGUCUCAUCAAACCGAACAUGACGUUUCUCGGUAUAGCUAUGUAGCAGUAUAUAGUGUAUGUUUCUACUUAAGCCGCUGUCAGAGCUUGGAUUCGAUGUAAAGGACCAGUAAACCAGUUAGCAUUGGAAACGGCACUGCAGAAGGUUAGGGCCUGUGUGCUGUGGACAAACCUGGAUUCCAACCUGAGAACACAGAGUGGUUCGGCGGUGUGAGCACUACAUUACUCUGCCAAUAAAUAUAGCCCUCCAUUGUACUACAAUGUUUUCUACAAAUUUUUCUGACACUCAUUAUCAGAGCAAACACUUAAAUCGCGGAGUGAAAGCCGUCUUUACAAAUGAAAUAGAAAAAGAAAAGGUUGUGACUUCAGAUGGAAUUCACUUCCAUGAAAUCCAGUGUCCCUUAGAGUACAGAAAGAUCAGUCAUAAAAUCACCCAGCUGUAAGUCUGCUUUAAACAGGCCAACCUCAAAAACUAUAAUUAGGUAUCAAUAAUAACUUAAUAAAUGUCUGAGAAAAGUGGGGUCAUCAAGAGGACUAGUGACACCCUGAUGGAUCUACAGUAACUGCCGCCAAAGGUGCCUCUGCUAAACCUUUACCUUAAAGGGCUCCGUCCGUAUCCAUCCUGGUAGAUUUAACAAGUCAAAGUGUCAUGCCAGUCCCAGCAAUGGCAGAGCCCGUGGUUGAUCACCAAAAACGGUUUCAGGCUGCUGUGGAUCUCAUCCAUAACCUCCCCAAAAAUGGCUCCUAUCGGCCGUCCUAUGAAGUGAUGCUACGUUUCUACAGUCUGUACAAGCAGGCGGUGUGUGGACCCUGUACAGUGCCCCGACCUGGCUUCUGGGACCCAGUGGGUCGCUACAAAUGGGAUGCCUGGAGCCGCCUGGGAGAGAUGAGCAGUGAGAGUGCCAUGGCAGUGUAUGUGGAAGAGAUGAAGAAAGUAGCUCAGGAGGUCAUCGCCACUAUGCCCAUGAAUGAGAAGACGGCCUCGCUCUUCCACCACUUCGAGCCUCUCUACCUGGUGAUUGAUGAUAUGCCGCGGCCUCCAGGGUCACUUCUCACACUUAGCGAAGGUCUUAAGGGCAGUGGGCAUGCCGGCAGGCCAAGCGAAAAUGUGAGGAAGUGUGAGGAUAAGGAGCAGGAAGUGCCUAAAGAAGAUUCCUCACUUCCAGAGGAUGCAGACCAGGAGUUCAGUCUAGCUGAGGUUAUAGACCUCACUGCCAACACCAUCUCUAAUGCUGCUGCAGACUCUGGAGUGUCCGAGUGUUUGGUGUUAACCAGUGACUCAGAGAGUGAGAUCUUCUGUGAUUCCGUGGAUUCAGUGGAGCAACUCGGUAACAUCAAGAUUCCGGUAGUCAAGUCCAACAGUUUUCAGAAUGGCCACGUGUCCUCGGAGUCAUCUCCCUGUCUGGAGGCCCGACAGGUAGGAGCAGGUCAAGGUGGAGAGGGAGCAGACGACAAGAAGGGUCAGGGUCCCAUCAGCAGGAGGCGAGACAGUGGGCGGGAGGGUUACUACCACAACUGGAUAGAACGCGGUGUUCCUCAGGGCAGUCCGAGGUGGGGGGCCCCAGGUGGCGGUGGUGGGGGAGCAGGACGAGGAGGAGGGGAUGGUUCAGAAGGUGGGGCAGAGAGGCUCCAUGACACUCAGUUACAGCAACAGAUCAUCGUAGCCCUACAGAGGCUCAGAGAGGACAUGAGGAGUGUGAUGGACAGGCUGGAGGUGGUGGAGAGGCUCGCUGCCACACAUGCUCAGGGUUCAGAGUGGAGACCCUGUCUGCAGUGUGCAGCCACAGCUUCACAUCAACAGGAGGAGAGGUGUUGGCCUUUUGACAUCUCUGGUCAGACCGUCCUUCUCUUCCUGGUGUGGCCAUUUGUUGCUCAGGGUCUUGUCUACCUGUUGAGGAAAGCCCAGAGGAGAAGUGGCAUUUCUUCGUGAGGUGAGCUGUAGAAGACACUCAACCGUUCAGCCACAGUGAUCUGUCAGUGCAAGAAGUUACAUCUCUACUUCAGAAAGCACUGACUCUAAUAUGAAUCAUGAGAAGACAUCUUCCACCCUCUUUCUGUGCAUGGGAGGAGGGAGAGAACUGUCUGUUUGAAGAAAAAUAUGUCUGGUUUUAUUGCACACCUCAGGAUCCAGAAAUCCUCUCACUCACCACAGCAAAUGAAUCUUAAUUUAAACUAUUCUAGUUGAUUCAUCUGCUGGCUUGUGUUGAGCUGCAGGAAUCAGGUAGUUAACAUGAUACUGUCUUAAUCAAACCUGGUGAAGUUCUUAUACUGAUCAUGAGGUGCCUGAAUUAAAGAUUUAGGAUUAAGUCAGUGAGACCUAAUUUGUAUUCAUCUGAUUCCUUUUCUUCUGGUUUUGCUAUCAUAAACUCAACAUCUUUAGAAUAUACAGAAUAUUAACAAAAUAUUACCAAAAUAAAAUAAGUGUCUGCUUCCAAUGAGGGAAGUCAGAUUUUGAAUUUAACACACAGAAAUUGGAGUAAUGUCACUGUCUGAAAUGUCUACAACAAUAUUAAAGUAAACUGUGAAUGGGGA
Seriola aureovittata is the source of this 2742-nucleotide messenger RNA. RefSeq names its product acyl-CoA binding domain containing 4 (gene acbd4). Lineage: Eukaryota; Metazoa; Chordata; Actinopteri; Carangiformes; Carangidae. The record is from RefSeq and is a predicted model, not a curated record. Gene Ontology annotation, biological process: autophagy of peroxisome; fatty acid metabolic process. The transcript has 11 exons. The coding region runs from base 860 to 2140 and encodes 426 amino acids. Gene Ontology annotation, molecular function: fatty-acyl-CoA binding.